AUGGAACAUAUGCGACGAAAGGAUAACUACGACGAUAUAGUAGAGUGGAAUAGAAACGAGCAGACUUUCUUGUUCAAGGUGAAUUCAGUUUCAUGUCAAUGUCAUCGCCUGUCUGUUGGUGUUGGCUGUUGCCGCCCAAGCUCAAUUCUUCGGAUAUGGCGGAUACUACGGAUACUACGGUGCCUAUCCGUUCGCUUGCCUUCGGGCCACUACGCCGGAAUCCCCGCAACUGUCGCCGUCCCCGCCACCUAUCCCGGCUCUUACGGCACCCAGUACCACUCCCAGGACGAGUUCGACAAUUAUGAUUACAGCUACAAUAAUAUUAAUUCCGGACAAGCCCCCAGCAACCUGCGUGACGGUUUCGGCAACCAGAUCGGCAGCUACGCUUACAUCGACCCGGAAGGCAAGAAAGUCCGUGUCUCCUACACCGCCGACUCCCGAGGCUUUCGCGUCAAAUUCAACGACUUGCCCGUCGCUCCCGCCCAGAUUGAAGACAGCACACCCGAGGUGGCCGCUGCCAAGGCGGAAUUCGCCGCUAAAUUCGCCGCCGCCAAGGCCGGCCGUGCUAAGCGCCAAGUCUUUGGCUUCGGAGCUGCUCCAUUUUCUUACCCCGGCUAUGCUGUUUCCCCCUAUGCCUAUUUGGUUGCCGCCCCAGCUAUGCCCGUCCGUGAGGCCACUUUAACCAAGGUCAUCCACAUCCCUGGCCACGCAGUCUCUUACCGCGUCGACUAAAUUUUUGUUAAAUAGCAUCUGAAACUUUUUUCGCAUUCUUUUUCUUGUAUCCUUUAUAGGCCUAAUUCUG
This is a messenger RNA of Daphnia pulicaria, 802 nucleotides long. RefSeq names its product cuticle protein 16.8-like. Gene Ontology annotation, molecular function: structural constituent of chitin-based larval cuticle. Bases 1 to 732 code for a protein of 243 amino acids. The transcript has 2 exons. The record is from RefSeq and is a predicted model, not a curated record. Gene Ontology annotation, cellular component: chitin-based extracellular matrix. Lineage: Eukaryota; Metazoa; Arthropoda; Branchiopoda; Diplostraca; Daphniidae.